AUGGGUCACUCUUGCGUUAAUUCCCCUUAUUAUGAUCAUUUAAUUAGCGGUGGUGGUUCUUUCCAAAAUAAUGGUACUACUACUAUUCCCACUUCUAUUGAUGUGGAGUGCGAUAAUAAUGUUGUCAAUGAAGAUCCGUAUCAACAGGCUCUUUACAGCAUCGCUUUUGCUAAACCAUUGGUCAUUCCAUCUGCCUGUUUUGUAUCGCAACGAGAUUCUACUUCAACUCUCAGAUCUCGUUCCUCUUUUCCAAAUUUUCAUGCGUUAAAGAAAAGAACUUCGAUGGGCAGUUUUAUUAGCAAUUCCUCUGAUUUACCCUCAAGUCCUCUUGGUGAUAACAACAACAACGCUACCACCUCUCAACAACAAUUUCAACAGACAAAAGUUCGUCGUUCUAGCAACCCUACUGUUAUUUCGGAUGUUGCAUCUGAACAUUCUGAAAAAUCCACUAUUGAACUCGAGAAGGAACAAAAGAAAGCCACUCUAUACAAAACAGAAAUGUGUCGAAAUUGGGAAGAACGUGUCACUCAUCACCCAAAGUACAAGACCGAAAUCUGUAAAACCUUUUGGCAAAAUGGUACUUGCCCUUAUGGCAAACGAUGUUGCUUUAUUCAUAACGAUAAAAACCGUCUUCUUCUUUGCAAAAGAAGAAACAGCGCUGACAAUUUAAAAAAUUCGAGUAAAAGUAACAAAUCCAAAGGUUUAAGUAAAGUUGGAAGUGACCCUGCUCUUUAUGGAUCGUACGUUAAUGAUUCCGCAUCGUCUGGAACUAUACAACCUGUAACUUCAAAUUUAAAAGGUACCCCUACUUCUUCAAGUACAGAAUCCCUUCGAGCUUUUACAGAUGCUUACUUUUCGGGUCCAUUGGUUCUUCCUGGAUCGAUCUCAAAUGAUCCAAUUUUGAAUGGUGAAAUUUCCACUGUUCAUGAUGAAUCUCAUCCAGGUAGCUCUUCCAUUAACGUUAAUACAACGCCAACGAAUACUCGGGAUGAUGAGGACGAUGAAAUCAAUGUUCCAUCAGGUUACGCUGAUAAGCCUAUGCUAUUACGUGAACUAUUAACCGAUGACGGAACAUCGACUCUUUACGAUUUUAACUCGAUUCAACCUGAUUUAUACGAUUCAAAAUUGGAUCAAAAUGAUCAUGUACAAGCGCGUCGAAGAGCAUCGACAACUUCAUGUCGAUUAGAGAAAGCAAAUGUUGUCAAUAAUACUUCUAACGUUGUCGGUAAUACUAUUCUAAGAGAAAGAAGCGUUAGUAUGAGUGUUAAGCAACCCACAAAUCUCGUGUCUGUUGUUGGUCAAAAUCGCGGAAGAAGGUUGGCAAUAUUCAGAAAUCUAGGUUAG
Messenger RNA from Racocetra fulgida, 1344 nucleotides. The record is from the annotation of a GenBank genome assembly. Lineage: Eukaryota; Fungi; Glomeromycota; Glomeromycetes; Diversisporales; Gigasporaceae.